Molecule: messenger RNA, 1837 nt
Organism: Leptidea sinapis
Lineage: Eukaryota; Metazoa; Arthropoda; Insecta; Lepidoptera; Pieridae
Product: UDP-glucosyltransferase 2-like
Exons: 4
Coding region: 55-1596 (513 amino acids)
Molecular function (GO): UDP-glycosyltransferase activity
Source: RefSeq, a predicted model, not a curated record
AAAUAGUAUUAUUUGUAACUCGUUCGGUAGUGCACACAUAUUGGAAAAGUUAUCAUGAAAUAUAUAUAUAUUGUAUUUACAGUAUUUGCUAUCGCAUUUAGACAUUGCAUCACGCUUAACAUCGUGGCAAUUUUACCUUUUCACGGGAGGAGCCAUUUUAUAGUACAACGUGUAUAUCUGAACGAACUACUCAGAAGAGGUCAUAAUUUGACCGUAAUAUCUCACUUUCCAGAAAAAUCACCUCCCUCAAACUAUUAUGAUGUGAGCUUAGCAGAAAACAGUACAGUAUUCGAAAAUAGUCUGUUAUACCGACAAUCUUAUGUAAAGUUUCUUCUUGUUUCAUUCAAUAUGCUUAAAUAUGGAAGAGAAUCUUGUGAAGUGCUGUUAUCGAAUCAAAAUGUACAACAACUUAUUAGGCAAAAGCCAAAAUACGAUUUAGCCAUCGUUGAUCAAUUUAAUACUGAUUGCGGUUUGGGACUCGCCUACAAAUUUAAUGCUCCUAUAGUUGGAAUAUCAGCAAACGGUAUAAUGCCAUGGCUUUAUGAAAGAUUUGGAGUUCCCUACCACCCAGCGUAUGUGCCAUUCCAGUUCGUUGGUGGUGGAAGACAUCCUACAGUUUUACAAAGAUUUGAACGGUCGAUAUUGAAUACCUACACCAAAUUUAUAUUUUACUUUUCACAAAAACUUGAACAAUUAAAAGUCGCUAAGUAUUUGGGUGAAGUGCCUCCAUUAGAAGAAAUAGCAAAAGAUAUUAAACUGUUACUUGUCUAUAAUAACUUUGUUCUAACGGGUUCGGAUAUAUACCCUUCAAAUAUUAUUAGUGUAAGUGGUUAUCACGUUCCUGAGGCAAAGGAAGUAACUGGAGAUUUGAAGAGUUUCAUCGAAGGCGCCACUCACGGUGUCAUUUACAUAUCGUUUGGGUCUCUCGUCAAGACUUCUAGCCUACCUGACAACAUAGUUACUGCUAUAAUACACGCAAUAUCUGCAAUGCCACAGCGAUUCAUUUGGAAAUGGCAUAACAAGUCUCAAGUAUUGGACAAAAAUAAAGUUUUCAUAGCUGAUUGGUUGCCUCAAAUAGAUAUUUUAGCCCAUGAGAAGACUUUAGCGUUUUUUUCACACGGCGGUUUAAAUGGUGCUGUAGAAGCUUUGCAUUAUUCCGUACCUAUCCUGGCAUUUCCUAUCUUAGGGGAUCAACCAUCAAAUGCAGCGAGCAUUGAAGAGUCUGGUUUGGGUGUACAAAUACAAGGGCAUGAAAUUACAAACGAAACUCUAGUUGCAGCGCUUAAGAAGAUUCUGGAUCCACAAUUCCGUGAAAAUGUUACACGUUUGUCAAGAGCGUGGCAUGACCGACCCAUAUCAGCACUAAACACUGCCAUCUACUGGACUGAGUUUGUAGCUCGUCAUCCACAUCUGAACUAUCGUAAUAGAGUCGUUGAUAUACCUUUCUACCAAUAUUGGUGUUUGGACAUUUUGUGCAUCUAUAUCGCAAUUAUACUUACAUUUGUAUGUUUACUUAAAAUAGCUCUAAAAAUGUAUCGUAUUAAACAUAUUGUACAAGAUAAAAAGCAUACCAUGAAGAGAUCUAAGCAAGAAUAAAAAUGAUAUAUUUUGAGAGAGGAACUACAUGUAAAUCUUUACAUGUAGUUCUUCUAAUAAAUGUUUGACAGAAUAUAACGUAUCCAAUUAUUAUAUCCUUCACUGAACUUUUUCAUUAUCAAGGUUUUAUAGCAGUGCUAGAAGGUAGGUUGAAAAAGAGGUUCAUAUUUUAAGAAUUAAGUUCUUAUUUUAUAUUAUAUUUUAUAUUUAUUGUAUUAGUAUAAUAUAGUUUUUUGAAGUC